GAGUGAAUCAGAGGCUUGAGAAAGAGAUGAAAUUUGGCUGUCUUUCCUUCCGGCAGCCUUAUGCUGGCCUGGUCCUAAAUGGAGUCAAAACCCUCGAGACUCGUUGGCGUCCUUUGCUGGCAAGCCAACACAGCUGCACCAUCGCUAUUCAUAUUGCUCAAAAAGACUGGGAAGAUGAAUCAUGGAAGUAUAUACUGGUGGAAAGGCUUGGGAUGACAAGCAUGGAGAUUCAGGCAUUAUUGGAUGAAGGGGAGAAGUUUGGCAGAGGAGUCAUUGCUGGGCUCGUGGAUGUUGGGGAAACUUUGCAGUGUCCUGCAAAUCUGGCUCCAGAGAAGUUGGUGGACCUGGAAAACCAAGCUGUAUUGACCAACGUGAAACAAAAGUACCUGACGACAAUUUCGAACCCAAGGUGGCUAUUACGCCCCAUAUUUGCUAAAGGCGGAAAGGAUAUAUUUCAAGUGGAUAUCCCCAAAGAAGUGAUCCCUAUGGAGCAGGGAAAAUUUAUCAGAGCUUCCCUAGAAUCAAGUGGCAGAGAACUGAGCCAAAUGGCUUUAAUGGAUAUGGCUCAUAUGUAAGUGAUACUGUAAAUUCAUCUUAUUAAUAACAUUAGCUGUCUUCUAAAGGAAAACAAAUUAUUUCUUAAAACCAGAAUUAUGAUUUUCAAGCUAAAACAUCCAUGAGGUAUCCGGCAAGAUAAUGAAAACAACCCAUAAAUGUCAUCAUGUGACUAUUUUUAUCAGUUCUGUUCAUUUCAAGCCUGUAAUAAUAAAACAUUUUUUUAAAAA
Molecule: messenger RNA, 785 nt
Organism: Gracilinanus agilis (Agile Gracile Mouse Opossum)
Lineage: Eukaryota; Metazoa; Chordata; Mammalia; Didelphimorphia; Didelphidae
Product: protein EOLA1-like
Exons: 2
Coding region: 27-575 (182 amino acids)
Source: RefSeq, a predicted model, not a curated record